Messenger RNA from Mya arenaria, 1623 nucleotides. RefSeq lists its product as uncharacterized. The coding region runs from base 1 to 1623 and encodes 540 amino acids. The transcript has a single exon. The record is from RefSeq and is a predicted model, not a curated record. NCBI's taxonomy places the organism in Eukaryota, Metazoa, Mollusca, Bivalvia, Myida, Myidae.
AUGGAUAGAGGGGACCUCCGAAUGAUGUCGCUUCUUCUUUCGAGAGUGCUAGAGGACAUUGGAGUAAGCUCGUACAUAAUAUUCAGGCGAAGGAGGACGUGGCUUGAGAUAGACACACAUAAUUCAAUGUUGUGUACGAUGAACGGUAAACAAAUUACUCAUUUUACAUUUGGCAGCCAGAGUGAGGGCACUACAACACCUGGCAUGCAGUCGGACGUUGAUUCGUUAAGGUGUUUAAAUUCAGUGCAUGUAAUAUUGGACUUGGAUGAGUGGAAACAAGAGGACUAUAAUCUCCUGGUGAAAACGACCGAGCAGUCUCCACCCCAACACUGCUGGCUGCAACGACUGAGAACGGACCUUCCGUUACCAGUGACACAUGCAAUGUUACGAAAUGAUAUAGAAUGUGAGGGCAUAGUGUUGCAUUCAAACGCUGUUGUUGUAAACCGUGAACAUUUAAGACGAUUCAGUCUGUCAGAUGAAAUAGUGCGCCAUGGCCCAUCCAUAAGUUGGACUGAAGCCAGAGACAAUGUCCUUGCAUACAAGUGUGCCAGACUACCUGAUGAAUGUCAAAUCCUGUUUCAAAGACCACGUCCUGGACACUGGCCGAAUCCUGACAUACUAGAAAGGGCCAGACAGACUGGGGUGUUCCUUGUGCCACAGGGAUACACUGAGUCUCCUUCGAGGCCAUCCAAGUGUCGUUCUACCGCACUGCAUGUUACACAGUAUGACCUAUACUAUCCCAAAUCUAAAUUGGAAUGGAGAUUGUCUACAUCAAUGAUGGAGAGGAUUUGGGUUUUUGACUUCAACAUUAUUCAACAUAAAGUGUACGUACUCCUUAAAAUGUUAAGAAAAUCCUUCUUACAGCCAAUUGUUGGAGAUCGCUUUAGUACAUUUCACAUGAAGACUUGCAUGUUUUUCACCAUCGAGACAUACCCACCAGAUAUAUGGAGGGAGGACAACCUUGUACAAUGUGUGAUCUACUGCCUGACUACACUCAAAAGGUGGUUAAAGAUUAAAUACUGUCCACACUACACAAUAGCCGGAGUUAAUCUUUUUACUGGAAAGCUGUUCCAGUACGAGCAAAAUAUUAUUGCCAAAACAGUGACCAACAUGUUAACCUCGAAUCUGCAAUGCUGUCAUUUUAUUGAAAUGGAUUCACUUGGGGCAAAAGUUAUGGCAUUGCAACUAGGUAUUGUAAUAAGUGAAAACAAAUCCAAGAAUAUUAUAAACCAAACUACUAGUAUAACAUCAAAUCUGUGUUACGAGUUUAUUGGAAACUGUCAAGCUAAUGUUUUGCUUCUGAUGGAUAAAACAAACAGUUGGGAUCUUCAACAGUUUGAACAAGCCAACUUACAGUAUAUCACUACACUACUCAACAUUUCUGAUCAAGGAACUGCAUUGCAACAAGAAUCAGCCACUUUUCCUCUUGCAUGUCUUACAAGCAAUCUUGCCUCUGCCCUGGCCUCUAGAUGCAUCUACUUGGGACAACCAAUUACACAGGACAUUCUCAACCUGUACAGACUAUCCUUUGACUCUGAUCUGCUAUCCACUAAACUGAAGUUUGCUUCCAUGUUAUACCGCAGUGGACAGUAUGAGGCAGCAGAAAACUGUCUGAGCUACUGA